Messenger RNA from Zalophus californianus (California sea lion), 2017 nucleotides. RefSeq names its product S-phase kinase associated protein 1 (gene SKP1). Bases 154 to 645 code for a protein of 163 amino acids. Gene Ontology annotation, molecular function: cullin family protein binding. Gene Ontology annotation, biological process: SCF-dependent proteasomal ubiquitin-dependent protein catabolic process. The record is from RefSeq and is a predicted model, not a curated record. Gene Ontology annotation, cellular component: cytoplasm; nucleus. Lineage: Eukaryota; Metazoa; Chordata; Mammalia; Carnivora; Otariidae. The transcript has 6 exons.
CCCGGGGUCCUCGGCGCCUGCGCCCGCUCCUAUAAAGGCCGACGCCGCGCCGCGCCGCCGUAGUGGCCUUGUUCUCCGCCUUUCUUUUCUCUUAUCUGCGGCCGCUCUGUUCUUGUCAGCCUACAGCCCGCAGUCUGCCUGAGACCGAGCACCAUGCCUUCAAUUAAGUUGCAGAGUUCCGAUGGAGAGAUAUUUGAGGUUGAUGUUGAAAUUGCCAAACAGUCUGUGACUAUCAAGACCAUGUUGGAAGAUUUGGGAAUGGAUGAUGAAGGAGAUGAUGACCCAGUUCCUCUACCAAAUGUUAAUGCAGCAAUAUUAAAAAAGGUCAUUCAGUGGUGCACCCACCACAAGGAUGACCCCCCACCUCCCGAGGAUGAUGAGAACAAAGAAAAGCGGACAGAUGAUAUCCCUGUUUGGGACCAAGAAUUCCUGAAAGUUGACCAAGGAACACUUUUUGAACUUAUUUUGGCUGCGAACUACUUAGACAUCAAAGGUUUGCUUGAUGUUACAUGCAAGACUGUUGCCAAUAUGAUCAAGGGGAAAACUCCUGAGGAGAUCCGCAAGACCUUCAAUAUCAAAAAUGACUUUACUGAAGAAGAGGAAGCCCAGGUACGCAAAGAGAACCAGUGGUGUGAAGAGAAGUGAAAUGUUAUGCCUGACACUGUAACACUGUAAGGAUUGUUCCAAAUACUAGUUGCACUGCUCUGUUUAUAAUUGUUAAUAUUAGACAAACAGUAGGCAAAUGGCAGCAGCAAAUCAGUUUAAGCAGAAUAUUGUCCUCCUUGCAUGUGUAGUUUGAGUACAGAUUCCAAACUUAUGGCUGAGUUUCUUCUAGUAUGAUCAAAAGUUUCUUUUUUCUUUGCUCUAAAUAAACCUGAACUGUGGGUUCUCUGUAGAAGGUGGCAUUUUGGGCUUUCCAAAACUCCCUUUGUAAAGCGAUUUCUGCCUAGUUUAUUGUCUAGUUAACUUUAGUUUAAUGACCUUUUAAAAGUUGGCAUUGUAAAUAAAACAAGUUGAAAAAAGUUUUCUGAAAUAGAAUUAACAACAUAUUCUCUUUAUUCAUGAGUUGGAAACUGGAAAAAGGCUACCUGAGGUAAAUGUUUUGAGUGGGGUUAUUAGGAUGUCUUCCAGCUUCCUGGAGUCAAGGAGUACCACUGGUAUUGAUUAGCCUGUAUGUAGCAGGGCUCCUUUAAUUGGAUCUAAGGACUUGUUUUUGCAUUUUUAAUCCUCAGCUUUGAAUAUGUUGGCUAGAGACUCAGUUACUACUCAGUUUGUGGUUUUGGGGGAAAUAUAACUAGCGAGUCUGUUAGCUUUUCGAUUAAAAAAGGCAUAACCCAUGUGGUUAUGUCAUCUUAUAAUCAUUGAUCCCAUGUGGGGGAAACUUCACACUACUUGCAUGUAAAAAAUAAUUUAACCUUUAACGUUAAAAACCUAGAAAGCAUCCAUCAUGAAUGCAAGAUACUUUCAAUAAAAAAUAAGUUACGUAGUAGGUGGUAAAUGGUUUGCUUUUGUGUACUUAACUGUGUCUCUUCACUUACUAGUAAAUGAGUUAAGUAUAUGUACGGUUCUGUAGCUGGAGACAGCUUGCAGGCAGUUCUUGUCCUAGCUCGCUGGGGGCUGCUGACCUAACCCUUGGGUUCUGAUAGACUUGUGUCUCUUCUGACUGUCAUGAUCUGGUUCCCUGGAGCCAGUGCUUCAGUUCUUAACUGGUGCACGUGGCCGCACAGGACUGCACUCAUUGUUCCCAGCCUCUGCCCUACAGUCGAAGGAAGUUUUCUCGGUGCUUGAGAUGGCUCACAAAAUGUUACGUCUUUUUCGUUCCUCCUUGUGCUCCCUUUUCUCUUUCUUUCCCAUGUAGCAUCAUCUGUAUUCACAUGGAGUCCUACCACAUUCUCUUUGUGUUUACCGUGAGCUGUUUUGGCUCAGAUUAUUUGCUGAUAGUACUUUGCUUUUAUACUUCACUUCUCGUUUGCCCUGAAUCUGUAUCUUGUUUAAUAAAGUCCCAUAUACUGUCUCA